Messenger RNA from Musca domestica (house fly), 547 nucleotides. Its product is annotated as AF4/FMR2 family member lilli. The record is from RefSeq and is a predicted model, not a curated record. NCBI's taxonomy places the organism in Eukaryota, Metazoa, Arthropoda, Insecta, Diptera, Muscidae. The coding region runs from base 15 to 440 and encodes 141 amino acids. The transcript has 4 exons.
GUUACGAUUAUGAAAUGUGGUUAAAUCCGCAUGAUGAUUCAAUUUACUCAUUAUAUCAAGGUAUUAAGGAUCCAAAUCUGGAUAGACACUCAAAUAAAGCCAAAUCCCGUCAUUUCCCGGUUAAUGGCCUGGGAGCUACAAAUCAAUCGUCAUCAUCGAAUGAUACCCGUAAUAUUUACAAUAAUCCCUAUACCUCGUCGGCGGCAACAUCGUCGGCUAUGCAACAACAGCAGCAGCAGCAACAACAACAUCAACAAAUGCGUCAUCAACAAUUGUCACAACAUGUUUACAAGUCAAUAGCCGGUAGUACCGGUGGCAGCAGUGCUGGCUAUGAUUAUUCAACACCAAAUCCAACGGAUCAACAGGCAGCUGGCGGUUCCAAUAGUCAUCAUUUGACAGAUGCGGAAAAUGCUUUUCUCAAUCAUAAUAACGGUAUGUAAUGCUUCAUUUCCUGGUGUCCGUAUAAAAAUUAUGGUAUGUAAACAAAAAAUGGCAAAACUUUAAGAAAACAAUCAGAACUUUUUCGCGUAACAACAAUAGAACCAUU